Gloeophyllum trabeum ATCC 11539 is the source of this 885-nucleotide messenger RNA. Its product is annotated as NAD P-binding protein. The coding region runs from base 1 to 885 and encodes 294 amino acids. Gene Ontology annotation, molecular function: oxidoreductase activity, acting on NAD(P)H, oxygen as acceptor. Lineage: Eukaryota; Fungi; Basidiomycota; Agaricomycetes; Gloeophyllales; Gloeophyllaceae. The transcript is spliced from 6 exons. Gene Ontology annotation, cellular component: intracellular anatomical structure. The record is from RefSeq and is a predicted model, not a curated record.
AUGUCGCCCGUCGCGGACGAGCUGCACCCAGUCUUCCACUCUGGGCGCGUCGCGGUGAUCACGGGCGCUGCGAGCGGAAUCGGGCGGGCGGCUGCGCUGGAGCUGGCAAGAUUGCAGAUGAGGGUCGCGCUCGCGGAUGUGGACGAGCUCAAGUUGGCUGAGACUGGGAAGGAGGUUCUCGCGAUCGCCGGCGAGGGCAACGUGCUGGUCAUUCCUACCGACGUGAGCAAGCUCGACGAUGUCGUCAGGCUGAAGGAGAAGGUGUACGAGACCUGGGGGGAAGUCGGUGUCUUAAUGAACAAUGCCGCGAUCGGGCCCAAAGGUACGUCGUGGGAGGGGCUGGACAACUGGAGGAAGACGUUCGAUGUGAAUGUGUUUGGCGUGCUUAACGUCCAGCACACCUUCGUUCCGCCUAUGAUCCACCAGGAGAACCAGUCUGUAAUCAUCAACACUGGCUCCAAGCAAGGUAUCACUAACCCCCCUGGCAACGCAUCCUACAAUGCGUCCAAAGCCGCCGUGAAGAGCUUAACCGAAGGGCUCGCCUGGGAACUGCGUGAACGGCCCGCGACCAACUUAACCGCGCACCUCUUCAUCCCCGGCUGGACCUACACCGCCCUGGGCGGCGCCUCCCCUGACAAGGAGAAGCCUGCAGGCGCGUGGACUCCCGAGGAGACUGUCCUGUACAUGCUCGACAAGGUCCGCAACGGCGACUUCUACAUCCUCUGUCCGGAUAACGAGACGAGGAGGGAGGUCGACCAGCUGAGGAUUAUGUGGGGCGCGGGCGACAUUGCCGAGGGGCGCCCUGCGCUGAGUAGGUGGCACCCGAAGUAUAAGAGCUUGUUCGAGGAAUAUGUGAGGGAAGGGUUGGCGUCUAUGCAGGAUUGA